Molecule: messenger RNA, 1557 nt
Organism: Dichomitus squalens LYAD-421 SS1
Lineage: Eukaryota; Fungi; Basidiomycota; Agaricomycetes; Polyporales; Polyporaceae
Product: general substrate transporter
Exons: 12
Coding region: 1-1557 (518 amino acids)
Biological process (GO): carbohydrate transport; transmembrane transport
Cellular component (GO): membrane
Molecular function (GO): carbohydrate:proton symporter activity
Source: RefSeq, a predicted model, not a curated record
AUGAGGAUCAUGUCGAUACGAGGUAAAUACCUAGUGUGGGCUAUCACGGCAUGUUGUUGCCAGGCAUUCCUAUUACUGGGCUACGAUCAAGGGGUCAUGUCAGGCAUUAUCGGCGCAGAGAACCAGUUUGGCGAGGACUUCGGUCGUCCAGACCCAACUACGCAAGGAACUAUCGUUGCUAUAUACGAUAUCGGGUGUGCAAUCGGUAGUCUGACAACGUUCUUCUGGGGAGAGAGCAUAGGACGAAAGCGCAUGAUUAUGGCUGGUGCGUUCACCAUGCUACUCGGAACGGCAAUUCUCACAAGCUCUACCACGUUGGCGCAGCUAUAUGUGGGACGGAUCAUGACUGGGAUUGGAAAUGGAUUCAACUCUUCGUCAAUCCCAGUAUAUCAGAGCGAAAUGUGCGGCGGCAUGAUCAGAGGAGCGCUUGUCUGUCUCAACUCGACGGUGACCAUCAUUGGCCUUGUGAUCGCUUACUGGCUAGACUAUGGGAUGUCCUUCGUCGGCGGUCCAGCACAGUGGCGACUACCCAUCGGUUUCCAAGCUUUCUUCGCACUCUGUCUCUUCUUACAAGUUCUCGUCCUCCCUGAUAGUCCACGUUGGUGCAUGGCUCAUGGACGCGGGGAAGAGGGCGCCCGAAUCCUUGCUCAGCUGGAAGAUCGUGACUCACCACAUCACCCGGAUGUCGUUGAGAAGCGUAAAGAGAUCGAGGUCUCCCUUGCGCAAGAGAGUGCUGGGGGACCCUUCCGAUACCGCGAGCUCCUUGAAGGCGGGCCUCUGGGCAACUUCAGGCGGAUAUGCCUGUGUAUCGGCGUGAACGUCAUGCAGCAGUUCACGGGCUACCUUGCGCCUAUAGUGUACCACAAUACGAUGGGCCUAUCAAGGAAUCUCUCGCUUCUCCUGGGUGGCUUCACUGCUGUCACGUACAUGCUUGCGUCGUUCAUACCACUAUGGACCGUGGAUCGGUUUGGACGCCGCUUCCUCUUGAUGACGUCGGCAACGGGACUCUCUGUCUGCUACAUCCUUGCGGCUACCCUUCUUUCAAGGAAUACGAAAGGUGCAGCAUACGGUGCGACAGCCAUGAUGUUCCUCGUCCAGAUCUUCUUAGGAAUUGGAUAUCUCCCAAUCCCAUGGCUCUAUCCCGCAGAGAUCACGACCACGCGCAUUCGCGCCCGCGGCUCCGCGAUCUCCUCCUUCUUCAACUGGAUGUGCGUCUUCGCCGUCGUCGAGAUGACCCCGCCCGCGAUCGCGAACAUUGGCUGGCGCGUCUUCAUCAUCUUUGCCAUCUUCAACGCGCUUUGGGUCCCGCUCGUGUACGUCUUCUUCCCUGAGACGAAAGGGCUUGAGCUCGAGGACGUCGACCAUAUCUUCGAGAAAGGUGGUUUUACGGGCGGGGUGUGGAGCAGCCCGGGCGGACGGACGGUUGAGCGGAGGAGGAUUGCUAGAGGCGUGGAGGACAGGGAGGGAGGUCCAGAGGAGAAAUGGAAGGCGCAGGCGGAUGUGCGGAUUGAGGACAGUUCUGCUGUGAGAGCGGAGGCUGUGAAGGGCGAGAAGUAG